AUCCUUGGCACAGACUGCGCAUGCGUGAUAAUUCAACAACGUUCUGUCUCAGAAAGAAGCUAGUGCUCUGGAGCGUCGUCACCAGCCAUGACUGAACAACGAAACGGUGAACAAACGCCUCCCGCGUUUGCUUUCAUCAGAGAAGCAACCCCGGGUACAAGCCGUGAAGGCGGCGAGGAUGCCUCAGGCAGUUCGGACGAUUACCCUGCGUAUAUUGACGAGUACAUCAAUGACGCGUUGAAGGCGUUGAACCGCCAGACCGAUGCUACUGACGUCAAUGAUGACACUGACAGCGGAAGCACGAACUACGCACCUGUGGUGUCCACCACUACUGCCGAUCACGCCUGGCCCAGAACGGGCCACGCUAACAUCGAGAAACUAUGCUCCCCUACGAAAGACACCGCGAGCUGUUCUGACGACGCCUGGCGUUGCCAGCGGAACGCGCAGCUCAGGUCGAUAGCCGACCAGACGUACAACCUCGACGGUGUCUAUUCCAGCAGUAGCCCUAGUCACCUGCACCUGGGGCCCACAAGCAGCAUCGAUCACAAAAAGCCCAGCACAAGCCGCGCUGGAAUGGUGGAGGCAUCUGCAAGUUUACAAUACGGAGCCAGAAAUCCUCAGACCACGCGGGUUCACCAAAGCAACACGCAGUACUACCCGACUGCAGGCACAUCCACCAUCCAGGGGUAUGCACACAACAGAGAAACCGUAAGCACCAGUUUCACACUUCCAGUCUACAGCAGCAGCGGCGGUGGCAAAUACGCAGUGGCCAGUACAAGCCACGCGGGCACGGAGGAAGCAUCGGGCAUUCUGGGAAAUGAUGCUAGAAUUCCUGAAGCCACCGGCGCUGAGCCAUGGAGUAUGCAGUACUACGCGGCUUGUGGCACAACUACAGUCUCCGAGUUCGCGGAGAAACCAGGGAAGCAGCGCGGCAACAGCCAGACAACCAGGCUGCCAACAGAAACCAAGAGUGCCACGUGUGUCGGUUUGGUUUCACCGACACGGAGACCUUUCAAAAGCACACCGCUGACCACUCGCUCGGAAAAAACCACAACUGCUCCGAGUGUGGUAAAUUGUUUGUGAGCACAGAGACCCUCAGGAGGCAUUUACUUUUGCACGGCGAAACAUCUUUUGAGUGCGGCUUGUGCAAAAAAACAUUUUAUAGAAAAGAUGGCCUCAAGAACCACAUGCUUGUAUGGCACAUCGGUUCGCAGGACUGAGAAGCCGUCGAAGGGUCUCCUUAGCACGGCAGCACGCGCCACGAAAUUGGUCGAGCACGCCGGGAUGCACCAUCGCCCGUGACGGUGGCAUCGGCAUCGCUACAGCCGGAUAUUCACCCUGGAGGAGUGACUUCUCUGGAUGUCACCCUGACGCCAAGAUCCGUCGUGUGCUUUCGCAGAAGAAUUUGCGGUCUGGGCCUCAACUGUUCCAGCUGUGAGCUAACUUUUUGACAAACAAAACUGGGCUAACCUUAUUCAUUCUGACUACGGCUGACAAAUGCCUGCCAAUAAAGUUGUUACAGUGGUUAUCUCGAGGAAUACUGUGCGCCAGCGCUGAGGUUUUCUCAGAAGAGCGCACCCGUUCUUCGCCAUCCUUUAGCCAUAGUAAAAAUAAAUUUGCAUGCCUCCUGGAUUGAACAAAAUAGUGAGAUAUGUUUCUUGGAAGAAAUUGUAGUCAGGAUACUUACAGCGGAGUUCUUAAUAGUGAAGUUGAGUGAUACGUGCCGCCCUAAUAUUCUCGAGCUUUGCUGGUAGCGUUAUUAAUACUUUUAGCACCCUGCAUUGUACAAACAAAACUGCUAAAAAUGGUACGCAUUUGUUCGAUGGUGGAAG
Molecule: messenger RNA, 1832 nt
Organism: Dermacentor andersoni
Lineage: Eukaryota; Metazoa; Arthropoda; Arachnida; Ixodida; Ixodidae
Source: RefSeq, a predicted model, not a curated record